Fukomys damarensis (Damara mole-rat) is the source of this 1824-nucleotide messenger RNA. It is a transcript of the gene Plbd2, whose product is annotated as phospholipase B domain containing 2. Gene Ontology annotation, biological process: phospholipid catabolic process. The record is from RefSeq and is a predicted model, not a curated record. The transcript is spliced from 11 exons. The annotation marks the transcript as partial. Lineage: Eukaryota; Metazoa; Chordata; Mammalia; Rodentia; Bathyergidae. Gene Ontology annotation, cellular component: extracellular region. Gene Ontology annotation, molecular function: glycerophospholipase activity.
CAGAGGCAGCUUCCCGAGGGCCCUGCACUGACCACGUCCCUUCUGUCCCCCAGGUGGGCCUUCCUGGAGCUUGGCACCAAUGGCGACUACAAUGACAGCCUGCAGGCCUAUGCGGCUGGCGUGGUGGAGGCCUCCGUGUCAGAGGAGCUCAUCUACAUGCACUGGAUGAACACCGUGGUGAACUAUUGCGGCCCCUUCGAGUACGAGGUCAGCUACUGCGAGAGGCUCAAGAGCUUCCUGGAGGCCAACCUGGAGUGGAUGCAGCAGGAGAUGGAGCUGCACCCGGACUCCGCCUACUGGCACCAGGUGCGGCUGACCCUCCUGCAGCUGAAGGGCCUGGAGGACAGCUACGAAGGCCGCUUGACCUUCCCCACUGGGAGGUUCUCCAUCAAGCCUCUGGGGUUCCUACUGCUGCAGAUCUCCGGUGACCUGAUGGACCUCGAGCCAGCCCUGAACAGGACGAAGACCAGGGAAGCCCUGGGCUCCGGCUCCUGCUCCGCUCUCAUCAAGCUGCUCCCCGGCCAGCAGGACCUGCUUGUGGCCCACAACACGUGGAACGCCUACCAGUACAUGCUGCGCAUCCUGAAGAAGUACCAGCUGCAGUUCCGGGAGGGCCCCGGAGAGAACCACACCCUGGCUCCAGGCAACAAGCUGGUCUUCUCAUCCUACCCGGGCACCAUCUUCUCCGCCGAUGACUUCUACGUCCUGGGCAGCGGGCUGGUCACCCUGGAGACCACCAUCGGCAACAGGAACCCAGCCUUGUGGAAGUACGUGCAGCCCGAGGGCUGCGUGCUCGAGUGGGUGCGCAACACUGUGGCCAACCGCCUGGCCGUGGACGGGGCCAGCUGGGCAGAUGUCUUCAAGAGGUUCAACAGUGGCACGUAUAACAACCAGUGGAUGAUCGUGGACUACAAGGUGUUCAUCCCCAGCGGGCCCCGCCUGGACAGUGGGGUGCUUACCAUCCUGGAGCAGAUCCCGGGCAUGGUGGUGGUGGCUGACAAGACUGCAGAGCUCUACGAGAAGACCUACUGGGCCAGCUAUAACAUCCCGUCCUUCGAGUCUGUGUUCAACGCCAGCGGGCUGCAGGCCCUGGUGGCCCAGUACGGGGACUGGUUUUCCUACAGCAAGAGUCCCCGCGCCCAGAUCUUUCUGCGGAACCAGUCGCUGGUGCACGACCUGGACUCCAUGGUGCGGCUGAUGAGGUACAACGACUACCUCCAUGACCCCCUGUCACGGUGCGCAGCCUGUGACCCGCAGCCCAACGGGGAAAACGCCAUUUCCGCCCGCUCCGACCUCAACCCGGCCGACGGCUCCUACCCCUUCCCGGCGCUGCGCCAGCGCUCACACGGAGGCAUCGACGUGAAGGUGACCAGCAGGUCGCUGGCCGCGGCGAUGAGCCUGCUGGCCGUCAGCGGCCCCACGUGGGACCAGGUGCCCCCGUUCCAGUGGAGCACCUCGCCCUUCCGCGACACGCUACACAUGGGCCACCCCGACCUCUGGAAGUUCGCGCCCGUCUGGGUAUCGUGGGACUGAGGCGCCGUGGCUGUCGCUGCUGCCUUGUCUGUGGAGCCAGGCAGGGCCCUCACAGCCCGUCACGGCUGGGUGUCUGUGGUGGCGGACUACUCAGCCCCUUGCGCUGUGCAGUCUCUGCUCCUCUGGCCUGUGUCCCCUCCCUGAGGGCAAAGUGGAAGACAAAGGGAAACCAGAGCUCCUCUCCUGCAGGACUGGUGGAGUGUCGGGAGUGUCGCCUGUCACUCCUGCCUCAGCCGGCCCUUUGUAGGAUCCCAUCGUGGACUGCGCCACCAUUAAACAUGACAGGCUGUG